Penicillium atrosanguineum is the source of this 708-nucleotide messenger RNA. Its product is annotated as VOC family protein. The transcript has a single exon. Bases 1 to 708 code for a protein of 235 amino acids. The record is from RefSeq and is a predicted model, not a curated record. Lineage: Eukaryota; Fungi; Ascomycota; Eurotiomycetes; Eurotiales; Aspergillaceae.
AUGCAGUUUUAUACCUUCUUUCAAUGCUUCAUUGCGUUUGGCUCUAUCCACUACGCCCAAGCCUGCACUCCUAGGUCAGACAGUGGAAGCACCGACAAUCCGUUUGUGUUUGGCAAUGAUGGCCCGGCUCCAGCAGCCACUCUCGGUUUCGCGAUCAACCAUUUCGGCCUUCUGACAACGAACCUAGAUGCCAUGAAGCAAUUCUAUGGAGAUAUCCUAGGCAUGCGCCUCAUCUUCGACGCACACGUUACACCAGAGUUUACUGUGACCUACAUGGGAUAUGCGCAGGGCGGUCGCAAUGGAACUGGCUUCCAGAGCGGUGCAGAACUUGCACGGGACAAGAAUAAUCUGUAUGGACUCAUCGAGAUGGUGCAAUUCAACGUGUCGGAUGAUCAUUUCGAGCCAUCCACCAAGCGGACCAACACAUUUGGCCACGUUGGUCUGAUUGUGCCUGAUGUCGAGAAAGCGCAAUCCUACCUAGAGGCAAAGGGUGUGGCGAUUCUAAAGCGGGUCAAAGAGCCGAUCACGGAGUUUACGGGGCCUAUCCAGAACGCUUUUGGUAUUGGCGAGUUCGCUGGGGAACAUAUUGCAGCGAAGAAGGCGCUUGUUGCUGCUCAAGGCUUGAUUGGGCUGGAAAUGUUCCUAAUCAUCGAAGACCCUGAUGGAAAUCUGGUUGAAAUUCAGCAGCAAGAGGCUCCUAGUGCUUGA